This is a messenger RNA of Punctularia strigosozonata HHB-11173 SS5, 1200 nucleotides long. RefSeq lists its product as uncharacterized. Gene Ontology annotation, cellular component: nucleosome. The record is from RefSeq and is a predicted model, not a curated record. NCBI's taxonomy places the organism in Eukaryota, Fungi, Basidiomycota, Agaricomycetes, Corticiales, Punctulariaceae. The transcript is spliced from 7 exons. The coding region runs from base 98 to 898 and encodes 266 amino acids. Gene Ontology annotation, molecular function: DNA binding. Gene Ontology annotation, biological process: nucleosome assembly.
CUAUCCGCGGGCCUUCGCAGCAGUCCCGCCCCGUACAACAUAUCUAAAUCCGACAGACUACCGCCCGCACAGUAAAUUCCAGUUGCCUUUGCAAGAAAUGUCGACCGCCAGCAAGAAAUCCGCCGCACCCAAGGCUAACAAGAAGCCUGCCCGCCCCGCUCCGACACAUCCGACCUGGCAUGAGAUGAUUGUGGAAUGCAUCACCGCCCAUCCGGAGGACGCUCGGUCCGGCGUUUCCCGCCCUCAGAUCAAGAAGUUCGUCGAAGACAAGUACAACCUCGAGAUCGGCAAUGCCCAGAAUACUCAGCUAUCAAAGGCCAUUGCGACUGGGGCUGACAAGGGCACUUUCGUGCUUCCCAAGGGUCCCUCCGGCCGAGUCAAACUCGCGCCUAAGACCAAGUCGACCGACGCUGCUAAAGAGAAUAAGCCCGUCGCGAAACCUAAGGCUGCCACCAAGCCCGCUGCCACGAAGACGGCGACGAAGCCCAAGACCGUCAAGAGGCCGGUGAUUGCUGCCAAGCCCAAGGCCACCAAGACCGCCAGCGGACGGACGAGCAAGAAGGCAGAGCCUCUUGCUGCUGCAACCAAACCUGUCAAGAAACCCGUUGCGAAGAAAUCCGCGACCACCGCCGCUGCAUCCAAGAAAGCGCCGGCCAAGAAGACUUUGGCGGGCAAGAAGCCAGCAGUAGAGAAGAAGACGAGCUCGGCUUCCAAGCGGGGGUCGGCGAAGAAGGCUGCGACGGGCACCACGUCGCAAACCAAAGCCAAGUCUGCGGCGAAGAAACCAGCGGCGAAGAAGGCGCCGGCGAAGGCCGCACCCGCUAAGAAACCCGCAGCGACCAAGAAGACGACCACUACGUCAAGUGGACGUAAAGUGACCAAGACUUCCAAAGCAUGAGCCGCCCCUCAUGCUUAUAGACCGCCUGUCUGUUAUGUCUCCUUGUCGCCUGUAUUUUCUUCUUGUGUACGCUUAUAUCGAUCGACCGCGCCCCUCCCUUCCGUUUACUUAUGACCGAUAUCUAUGCCUUGGGCCACGUUCCCCCCUUGUGUCCGUCGCCGUCGUUACGUUGUAGCAGGGUGGGACACCGCGGCCGGAUGGAUGGACUAGUCUGCUAGUAGUAGCGACCGCUCCUCCGACAUGAAUAUGUAGUAAUUUAUGGUAGACACGAACGCGCGGAACUCCCGGUGACGGACGACCCC